GAGUCUUUCCCUCAAAAACAGGGAACCAAAUAGCCCCUUAAGGACCCAAAAUAUGGGACUAUUGGAGGGGACAGAUGAGAUGUUUCCCUCCUAUUGUAUAAUGAACUGACAUGAUCAGUUCAUUAUGCAAUAGGAGAAAAACAUCUCACAUGUGUCCUCCCAUAGUCUCAUCUCACAUUUCCCCUCUAAUAGUCUCGUAUUCUAGGUACUAGCAUCGCCCAAUUUGAAAACACGUGGGGAAAUUGCCCCCCGCCCCUCAAACACAGACUUCGGUCCGAUCACUCGUGCGCUACUCGUGGGCCCGGGCUUCCAGUUGCUCGACUCAACUGCAAGUCCGCAUCCACCCGGCACCCCCUCUAUAAAUAGCAACCCCCCCUGCUCUCUCUCUCUCUCUCGCUCUGUCUCUCUCUCUCUAAGCAUGGAGAGCCAGCAACCGAACCCUUUCAGGAAUUUUGAUCCCGUAGGCGGCCAAAUCAUCGUCAAUCCCCUCUCCUUCUACGUUCCCGAUCAACCCCAAGCUCGUCCGCUCAAUGUGAUGAAGGGGCCGAAAGAGGAGGGUUUGCAGAGGCCUCAGGUCUCGUCCCUUGUUGAUUUCUUCAAGAUUGGACAGGUUUCUGCUGCGUUGGAUCUAUCCCUUGAUAACGCUAAUCUUAAUCUUGCUUCCUCGUCUGGGGAGUUGGGUUCGGAUUUUAGUCUCUUGCGGACUGUCGAUGGUGAGCUUGAGCGGGAGAUGGAGAGGAUGGACGCCGAAAUGGACAGCUUCAUCCGCUCGCAGGGCGAUCUAUUCAGGGAAUCACUACUAGAAAAUAUCCGCGCAAAGCAAUUCCAAACUCUAGCUUCCUUUGAGCAAAGGUUCCGCGACAAAAUCCAGGAGAGAGACAUACAGAUUCAGGUCAUCACCAAGAGAAAGACGGAGCUUGAGGAACAAUUCAGAGUGCUGAAUUAUGAAAUGUGGAUUCAUCAGCAACAGGCCAAGAUCAAUGCAGGCACAGUUGUUGCCCUACGAUUAAAACUCCAGGAAGCGCAAAGAAACAGAGAAGGGCAUGGAGACAGUGAGGCCGACUCGGUCGUCUCCUCGAAAGAGGACGGGAAAGACUCCAUGGCUUGUAAGGCUUGCGGGGUUAAUGAGAUGUGUAUGCUUUUAUUGCCAUGCCGGCAUCUGUGCCUCUGCAAGACCUGCGAAGGUAAGCUCAGUUACUGUCCCGUGUGUCACUCCUCCAAGUUUCUCGGUGUGGAGGUCUACAUGUAAAGGUCAGGUUAGGAAACCUUGGGGCUGGUAUACAGAUUUUCUCAUUUGUUCUAAAGAUAUUGUCACUGGUAAAUAUUUUGUUUAGUUAGUUUGUUUAAUA
Molecule: messenger RNA, 1349 nt
Organism: Asparagus officinalis (garden asparagus)
Lineage: Eukaryota; Viridiplantae; Streptophyta; Magnoliopsida; Asparagales; Asparagaceae
Product: probable BOI-related E3 ubiquitin-protein ligase 3
Exons: 4
Coding region: 419-1249 (276 amino acids)
Molecular function (GO): ubiquitin-protein transferase activity
Source: RefSeq, a predicted model, not a curated record